CGCUGAAACCCAGAUGUCUGUGUGAGUGUGACCUUCGUCGUUGUGUCCUGCAGUUCACUGUGCAGUCCUCUCUGAUCAGGCACAGACAUGACUUUGUCUCAAUCCGAGCUCGGCAAGAGGCUGAAGGAGACGAUGGAUUCUGGCAAACUGGUCAGUGAUGAGAUGGUCGUGGAGCUCAUAGAGAAGAACCUUGAGUCGCCGGCCUGCAGGAACGGAUUCCUGUUGGAUGGAUUCCCCCGAACAGUCAAACAAGCAGAGAUGCUGGACGACUUGUUGGACAAGAGAGACGAGAAGCUGGACUCUGUGAUCGAGUUCUCCGUCGAUGAUUCUCUGCUGGUUCGCAGGAUCUGUGGCAGGAUGAUUUACUGAUGGAGAAGUAAUAGCACUUUCCUCCAUGUAGCUCCCAGCCUUCUUCACAUUUAUAACAAGGAUCAUCUUUGAAGAGAUUACAGCAACGACUUCAAUCAGGUGGAAGAAUCACUGUUCAUGUU
Molecule: messenger RNA, 491 nt
Organism: Oreochromis niloticus (Nile tilapia)
Lineage: Eukaryota; Metazoa; Chordata; Actinopteri; Cichliformes; Cichlidae
Product: adenylate kinase 2, mitochondrial-like
Exons: 4
Coding region: 88-369 (93 amino acids)
Biological process (GO): nucleobase-containing compound metabolic process
Molecular function (GO): ATP binding; nucleobase-containing compound kinase activity
Source: RefSeq, a predicted model, not a curated record